Alligator mississippiensis (American alligator) is the source of this 2006-nucleotide messenger RNA. RefSeq names its product hydroxysteroid 17-beta dehydrogenase 3 (gene HSD17B3). Bases 652 to 1599 code for a protein of 315 amino acids. Lineage: Eukaryota; Metazoa; Chordata; Crocodylia; Alligatoridae. Gene Ontology annotation, molecular function: oxidoreductase activity. Gene Ontology annotation, cellular component: endoplasmic reticulum. The transcript is spliced from 10 exons. The record is from RefSeq and is a predicted model, not a curated record.
AUUUCAAUUAAUUAACUGACUCAGUUGCUGAUUAAGUCUUUGAAUUUUUGGUUUCUUGGCUAAAUUGAAUGUAAAUGUAUGUAUGAGCAACAGUCUCCCCCCACCCCAAAUCUUUGAAUAUAGAAUUAACUUCCUGAGAAUUUACAAGUAUAUUUAUGUCAGAAAUAGGAAUGUUUAUUUUGCCUGGGAAUAUAGAGAUGGAACUAGACCACAAAGUUGGAUCCAAAUUCAACAUGACCUAGCCUAAGCUAGAGAUUUUAGUUUUUCCAGCAGCAAAAGUUGUGAUCUAGAUGUGAAUAGCCAGAAAGUUGAGGGAUGUUCUUAACCAGGUCUUGCAUUUAGGAUCUUUUUAAAAGAAAUCUGUGAACCUAAGAAAAUCUCUCUCUUGUUCUUGGACAUUUUCCAGAAAAGCAACCUUGCCACAGGCAUUAGAAGUCAUAGUUUGGUUUGGAUUUUUUCAGUAGUUUACAAGUCUGAGAGUAGUGUGGAGAAGUUAUUCUAAUCUAAACCCUGGAAUUCUGUGGAAAGAAAUCACAUGACGCAGUUGAUGUGAUUAGACAGUAUGCUUCUCUGCCGGUCCUCAGAGUAGUAGUAUGCAGGGAGGCAGUUAGGAGGAAGAUAGUGGCUGUAGUUCAUCCAACCUCACUGCAGAUGUUCACCAUGGGAGAGUUUCAACAUCAGCUGCUCACUCUCUUUGGGGGCCUAAUUUGUCUGUGUGCACUUUUGAAAAGUGUUAGAUUUUUGAAGUAUUUUUUCCCACGUGUAUGGAGCGCUUUGCCUCAGUCUUUCUUUCGCUCAAUGGGAGAAUGGGCAGUAAUCACAGGAGCAGGAGAUGGAAUAGGAAAAGCAUAUUGCUUUGAGCUGGCAAGACGUGGGCUAAAUAUUGCUAUGAUAAGUAGAACACUUGAAAAACUGCAGAAAGUGGCUACUGAAAUUGAGCAGGCCACAGGUAGAAAGGUGAAGGUCAUACAAGCUGACUUUACAAAAGAUUAUGUGUAUGAGGCUAUUGAAGAAAGUCUUCAAGGCUUGGAAAUUGGAAUUUUGGUUAACAAUGUUGGAAUGCUUCAUAAUCCUGUUCCAUGCCGAUUCCUUAAUGGACCAGACAUAGCUGAGAACCUCAUCAACUGCAACGUUAUCUCUGUUACCAAGAUGACAAGGAUAAUUUUGAAGCAAAUGGAGCCAAGACAAAAAGGACUUAUUCUGAACCUUUCUUCUGGUUUGGGCACCUUUCCUUGUCCAUUGUAUACUUUAUAUUCAGCUUCUAAAGCUUAUAUAUGCACAUUUUCCAAAGCACUUCAAGCAGAGUAUAAGAAAAAGGGAAUUAUCAUACAGGUGGUGACUCCAUAUGGUGUGUCUACUCCGAUGACCAAGUACCAAAAACCAAAUGUAAUAAUGAAGACUGCGGAGGAAUAUGUUAAAGAAUCACUGGAGUAUGUCACCUUUGGAGAUGAGAUAUUUGGUUGUUUAUCCCAUGAAAUCUUGGUAAUUGAUUUUAAUAAUCAUGAGGGCCACUCCAGAGGCUUGUUGAACUCAACAGAAGUCUUCCCAUUGAUUUUCAAUGGACUUUGGAUCAGGCUCCAAAUGAGAAAUUUUGUCUAAGCCUAGUGCCAACUAUGGGUUAUUUAUGUGUAUAUGUGGCACCAGUUAACCAUCAUGUAAUGUAGAGAACAUAGCUAUCUAUAUACAGUAGCUAUUAACAAUGAUGAGAGUUGGAUACAAGUAUUGAGAGGAGAGUAGACUCCACCAUUUGAAAACAGGAAAAAGAUUAAAAGUAUUGACUGUAAAAGUAUUAAAAUAGAAAUCCUUUCAUUACUAGUUGUUAUUACCUACAUUAACACUCAAUUGAUAUAGAGGCCUAUAAUAUUUUUUGUCUCUGUAUUGUUUUUCUUUGUUUUGUUUAACUGCUCUGAAGGCCUGCGUCCUGCAGCUCAUUCCCUUAUGGAUAUUCCACAGCGAGAGAUUUCAAGAGGUAGUCCUGCACGCAUUUACAAGUUAUCUGAAGAACA